AUGGCCGCAUCCUCUGCUCCAGCCUCCAGCUCCCAGCACCGCUCCCAGGGCUCUAUGGGGCCCAUGGGGCUCUGCCUCCUGCUCCUGCUGAGCACCUGCGCACCCAUCACUGGCACCAACCCUGGCACCAACCAUGGCACCAACCCUGGCACCAACCCCAGCACCAACCCCGGCACCACCCCUGGCAUCACAGCCCGGCUGACCCGGAGGGCACUGGAAUUCGGCCGGCGCUUUGGGAUGGAGCUGCUCCAGUCACUGCUGCAGAAGGAGCAUGAGCUGAACCUGGAGGGCUCCUACCGCAUCCCAGUCCUGGGGACGCUGACCUACACUGUACCCCGGAUCCACAUCCAGGAGCUGCAGCUGAAUGACUCCAGUGUGGACUUUGCUGAGGACGUGGGGCUGAGGCUGAGGGUGCAGGGUGCCCGCAUCCGGCUCAGCGCCGAGUGGGGAGCGCGCCUGGGGGCUGUCCAGGACAGUGGCUCCCUGGAGCUCCACGUGCAGGACAUGGCCAUGGUGGCAGUGCUGGGGCUGAGUGCGGACGGUGAUGGUCGCCCUGCACUGUGGAGCGCUGGCUGUGAUGCCCACAGCACAGACCUGCACCUGCGGUUCCACCGUGGGCACAGUUGGCUCUACAACCUCCUGGCACCUCCGCUCCGGGGGACCCUGCAGCAGGAGCUGAACAAGCAGAUCUGCAUCAAGCUCCGUGAAGGUGUCUUCAAGCUGGAGGAUGCCCUGAAGCGAAUGAGAGUGUCCACCCAGGUGGAUGCCUUUGUUGCCAUCGACCAUUCCCUGCUGGGGCCACCGCACAUCACAGCAGAGCACGGGGACAUCCCCAUCAAGGGGGAGUUCUUCAGGGUGCACAAGUACCAGCAGAGAACCUCUUUGGCACUGCCCAUGUCGCUGCCGGAGCCGCUGCCGGUGCCAGAGCCACACCAGCCCAUGCUGCUCGUGGCUGUCACCGACUUCGUCACCAACUCUGCUGCCUUCGCCUACUUCACAGCUGGGGUCCUGCGCAGGAACAUCUCCAGUGCCAUGCUCCUGCGGAGGUUCCCACUCCAGCUGAAGACCAAGAGCUUCGGGAUCUUCACCCCACAGCUGCAGGAGCGUUUCCCAGACCAGCCCAUGGAGCUGCAGGUCUGGGCUCGCCAGCAGCCGCUGUUCUCCUGCCGCCCCGAUGCUGUGCACGGGACCCUCUUCGGCUCUGCUGAGGCCUUUGUGCUGCUCCCCAAUGGCACCCGUGUCCCUGUGUUCCUGCUGGACAUCGAUGCCAAUGUGACAGGGAAGCCAAUCAUCACCGGGAACAGGCUCGGGGCCACCAUGAGCCUGAAGGGGCUCAGAGUGGCGCAGGUGACAUCACACGUGGGUCCGGUGGAGGUGCAGAGGCUGGAGACGCUGCUCAGCUUGGGGCUGAGGCUCUUCGGGGUGCCCAGAGCCAACAAGUGGCUCCAAGCCCGUGUCCCCCUGCCCACCCCGCACGGCCUCCGCCUGCUCAACCCGCGGCUCUCGCUGCAGGAGGGUUUCAUGCUCCUCACCACGGACCUGCAGCAGGAGCCGUGAGACCGGAUACCUGUGUCCCCAUCACCGCCACCAUCCGAGGUCCUCUGCCCCCAUCACCGGCACUGGGACCCCGCAUGGACCCGAGCCCUCUGCUCCCCCAUCCGCAGCGCUGCGGCCGCUUCCCCGCUGUGACCACGAGGUGGCGCCCGUGUCCCGGCGGUACCCGGGAUGCUGGAGCCGCAGGGGGAUGCUGGGGGGUCCCCUGCUCUUGGGGAGGUGAUGCUGGGGUUGGGGUCAGCAUAGAACCGUGGGAUGGGUUGGGUUGAAGGGACCUUAAAGCUCC
Molecule: messenger RNA, 1840 nt
Organism: Melopsittacus undulatus (budgerigar)
Lineage: Eukaryota; Metazoa; Chordata; Aves; Psittaciformes; Psittaculidae
Product: bactericidal permeability-increasing protein-like
Exons: 15
Coding region: 1-1557 (518 amino acids)
Biological process (GO): defense response to Gram-negative bacterium; innate immune response; lipopolysaccharide-mediated signaling pathway
Molecular function (GO): lipopolysaccharide binding
Source: RefSeq, a predicted model, not a curated record